Messenger RNA from Nematocida parisii ERTm1, 558 nucleotides. RefSeq lists its product as uncharacterized. Lineage: Eukaryota; Fungi; Microsporidia. The transcript has a single exon. The record is from RefSeq and is a predicted model, not a curated record. The coding region runs from base 1 to 504 and encodes 167 amino acids.
AUGAACUAUCAGAGAAUAUUUGUACUCGGAUUAUUUAUACUAAAUAUACAGAAGAUAAGAGGAGAGAUGGGUGGUGUGAUUAUUGAAGACAUUUCUCUUAAAAAUGACAUUCUGAUAGAAGACCAUACACGAACAAUAGACGAUUAUUUUAUAGCACAAAGGUGUAUAGAUACUUUCUGUAUUAAGAACAUAGGUGAAAGUGUGAUUAAGGGAGUAUUUAUACCAGAGCACAAUAUACAGCACUUAUCAUAUUACGACGAUCUUGGCAGUAUUCAUAAAAAGAUAUUCCGUAAUAGUAUGUUUCUGCUUGGAUUUAGGUAUCCUGUAAAACCAAACGAAAGAAUUUCUUUUUCUGUAGAAACAAUAUAUAAGGGAACUAAAAAAAGCAAUAGUGAAGUGUGGCCAUUUGACAAUGCGGCGGUUCUUAAAAGAUCUGUUGAAAGCACGUAUUUUAAUAUAUUUAAAAGAGCAGUGCCAACGGAUGAUUAUUACAGCAAAGUAUAAUAUGAGUAGAGAAUAUACUAUUGAAAUAGAACUAAACUGUAGAAUAUCAGAUAA